AUGAGCCAUCCAGGCCGCCCGUCUCCGUCUCUGCCUCCGUUCCCCCCUCCACCUCAAUCUCCACCCACCCCUCCCAGCGUGCGCAGUCUCACAGCCUAUAAAGUCGGCUGGUUCUGUGUGCUUUCGGCCGAGCAGGAGGCGGCCCGGGCACUGCUCGACGAAGAGCACGAGGCCCCGCCCAUGCCCAGGGACGAUAGCUGCUACAUCCUCGGCUCGAUGCUCGGCCACAACAUCGUCGUCGCGAGGCCUACGAGGGAAGGCCGGGUGCCUACGAAUGAAGCCGCCAUCAACAUGCUUCGCACCUUUCCAAUGAUCCGGUUUGCCUUGAUGGUCGGAAUAGCCGGCGGGGCUACGACUGCGCCGGACCUGUGCGGGGAUCCGACAGAUAUUCUGCUGGGAGAUGUCGUUAUGAGUCGGCCUAAGAACAGUCACGGAGGGGUCUGGCUAUACGACAUGGGCACCGAGUCCCCCUCUGGGCUGGAAUCCCAAUCGCACCUCAACAGCUCGUCGUCGAUCUUGAUCAAAGCCAGCAACCUGCUCGAGUCAAACCAUAACCGAAACAAGGGCAAAAUGGGACAGUAUAUCGACGCCGCGCUCGCGAAGCUCGAUCGACGCAUGUAUGCGUUCCCAGGUAGGGAACACGAUCUCCUCUUCGAAGCGCGCUACCAACACGUCGCUGGCACGACGCCCUCGACCAAGAACCUGUGCACCCUCUGCGAUCCAGCCCGGCGAAUAAUAGAUCGAGCAACCAGGGCGGAGCCCGUCGUGCACUACGGCCUCGUUGGGUCGGGGGACCGUGUGAUUCGCAGCGGAGAGUGGCGCGACAAGAUGAGCAGCGGUCCGCACGAGGUGCUGUGCUUUGAGAUGGAGGCCGCGGGCCUGGUCAACAACUUUCCCUCGAUUGCUAUCUGCGGUAUCGCUGAUUACGCCGAUACGCAUAAGAACAAGCGGUGGCAGCCGUACGCUGCGCUGACGGCGGCGGCGUACGCAAAGGAUCUCCUGGCCAUGAUUCCGCCGCAGACUGUACAGCAGAUCGAAGUGGUAGAAUUUAAGAGCGCCAUAGCCAAAAUACAAGCUAGUCUCGACACCACUUGUCGCCUAGAUAUUUUAGAUUGGCUAUGUCCCGUGAAUUUCCAAAUCGAGCGGCGGAACCUGGUCCGCACAGGGCAGUGGCUUCUAGAGUCGGAGGAAUUCAAGCAAUGGGCCGAGGAAGGUGCUCGAUGGCAACUGUGCUGCUACGGCGAAGCUGGUACAGGAAAGACAAGUCUGUGUGCUAUAAUUAUGAAGCAUCUCACAGCGGCCUUCGCGUCUCGCCCGGUCAUCUCUAUCCACCUGAGAGACCAACCAGAAACUCGAGAUCAAGCGACCACCAGAAUUAUCUUGGGGAGCAUGGUUCGGCAACUGCUUCAGUUUGAUUCUGCGCCAAUCCCGCCAGAGCUUACGAACGCUCGCGAGACUGGGAUUGCAGGGAUAGAGAAGAUAGAGUGGCUACUGAAAGGUAUAUUCAAAGAGAUGGUCCAGAGCCACGAGCGCACAUAUAUCCUCUUCGACGGGCUGUGCAAUUGCUCUGCUCAGGCCCGCAGGGAUAUCAAGGAAUACCUUCGACAGCUUACCGACGACGGAUCGGGCGAAGGCGAUUACCGUCGCGACGCGCUCGUCCAUCCACCACCGAGCAAUCUCACCAGAUAUCUUCUGGAUCGACCUGACCUCAAAGACAAAAUUGCGCAGGAGAUAUCGAGAAAGGCCCAGGGAAAGUUUCUGUUCGCAAAGGCAUGGAUCAGCGCUUUGCAUGACUGGUGUUUCAAACGAGUGCAGCACGAUGAGCACGUGCUGGGGUUGCUAGACUACAUGCCGCACGACGCGCUAAAGGAAUAUUGCAAACAGCGCAUGAGAACGAUCAAUGCAAAAAAAGGCAUAGAGGCCCGCAUCGCAUUGGAAACGAUCUCGGUCCUGAUCGCGAUGCGCCGCCCUCCCACCCUCCUGGCGCUGCAGCAGGCGCUGGCCAUGACAAGCGGGUUCGGUCUACUUCACUCCAAUGACACUUCCUACCGGAGAAACAAGAUCGUCCACGCAACAAAUGGGCUACUCAGCAUAGACAAGGGCGAUGAUGAACAUUCGUACGUGCGAUUCGUCCACCCUACACUUACCGUUUUCCUCGGUGAAAACGAGAGGGGCAAAGACCCGCGUUUGACUCAUGCAGACUCCCACAUGGCAUCAAUAUGCCUGGAAUAUUUGCGGGCCAAAAGUUUCCCAGCCCAUUGUCUGGAACCCGAUUCCUAUCCUUUCUUGGCAUAUGUGUUGGAAUUCUGGGGGGACCAUGUUCGUGAGGCGGGGUCAAGGGAUGAUGACGCCGAGGUAGUAAAGGAAGCACGACAAUUUUUGAAGAAUCCAGACUCUGUUGCGCAACUCGUUGAGGCGACUACUCGGCUUGUGCGCCACGGCGGAAACAUCUCACCGAACUUUAUCCGUCAAGGCGCCACCGUGCUUCAUAUCUGUGCCUGGUUCGGGCUGGCGGAGAUGCUGCAGAGACUGUGCGCCAAAGACGAGGAUAUCAAUGCCCUGGAUGAUGAAAACAUGUCGCCGCUGGACUACGCUUGUAUCAAAGGCCGCAGAGACGUUGUGGCCCGGAUCUUGAGCUUCCCCAACGCCCACCUCCAAGACCUAGCACUGGCCAGAGCGAUUUAUGGGAUCCCGCGCACGCUGGCGUGCAAUGAAGCGAGCCGGCUGGAGAUUGUGAAGCAAUUGCUGGCUACGCGCAAGCUGAAUAUCAACGCUAGAAGUGGCCCGAAGCAAAGGACGCCGCUUAUUAUUGCGGUGAGACGCGGGCAUGCUGCGAUAGUGACCGACCUGUUGACCCGGAAGGCAGUUGAGGUGGAUGCUCGCGAUGCCGACAAUCACACAGCAUUGUGGCACGCAGUAGAUGGUUGUUCUCCCGCUGCUUCCCCAGCGGGCAGCGGUCUGUCCGUCGAUACCAGCAAUGGGCGUGAACCGCUUGUCCGAUUGUUAUUGGAACACGGAGCGGAUCCCAACGUCAAGGAUUCCUCGGGGGGAACGAUCCUAGCGCUAGCCAUCACCAUGGGUGUGCCGGCCACCGUUGCAACCUUACUUCGAUGUGAUGCACUGAAGCCACAGGCGAACAAGAGCCUCGUUCACCUUGCCGCCGCAAGUGGCCGCCCAGAGGUGGUUCGUCUUGUAUACUCGGCUAUACAGGAUAAGACAAACGCCGCACCUAAUCUAAAUGCCCUGGACGCGAGUGGGCUGACGCCUCUCCACUAUGUUAGCCUUUUACAGAGCGAACAUGCCGCCGAAAUUGCAACGACUCUGCUUGAUCUUGGCGCAGACGCCAGUGCAACCGACGGCAGGGGAUGCACCCCGUAUACCACCGCGUACCUUUUACAGCGAACGGAAGCUAUGCGUGUUCUCGGGAAGCGAGCCGGAAUAGCUCAACAGGAAGAGAAGUCUACGAAAGAUUUGCCCGUCUGCACUCUCGCGGACACGGGGGACUGGGCCUCGGUAAGACAGUUAGUUGCGACGAACAGACCAGACGUCACAUAUAGAGAUAUUCGCACCGGCGCGACGCUUCUGCACAUUGCGGCGCACGAAGACCAGAUGGAGAUUGUGCGUGCGCUGCUGGCGAACCGCAAGUAUCGUAAGCGACUGGUCUCCCAGGUUGACCAUCGUGGCCGCACACCGCUACACCUUGUGCAGAGUGUCGAGGUCGCUACGCUCUUGGUCGAGCACGGGUGCAGUGCUCUCGCCACGGACUACGAUGGUGACAAGACGGCUUGGGCUGCUGCGUGUGAGGCAUCUAGGCACCCAGAGCUCAGAUUGUAUCUCGAAGAGGUUGAGAAAUCACACCGUCACCGGCUUCCUGCUGUGGUGGGCGUUCACAAGAGCGGUUAUUGGUGGUUUGGUGGAACCUUGGCUAGGGGGUUGUCUGGAAUAGGACGUUUGAAGAGUAUUAUCUUGUCCUUUUUAGCUAGGCGUUGGUUUCCUGGCCAUGAUGUACCUUAUGGCCUCUUAGUAGCCACGCCACCCUCGCGGUAUUGA
Molecule: messenger RNA, 4050 nt
Organism: Aspergillus calidoustus
Lineage: Eukaryota; Fungi; Ascomycota; Eurotiomycetes; Eurotiales; Aspergillaceae
Source: the annotation of a GenBank genome assembly